Molecule: messenger RNA, 1365 nt
Organism: Cokeromyces recurvatus
Lineage: Eukaryota; Fungi; Mucoromycota; Mucoromycetes; Mucorales; Mucoraceae
Product: ceramidase-domain-containing protein
Exons: 11
Coding region: 1-1365 (454 amino acids)
Biological process (GO): ceramide catabolic process; ceramide biosynthetic process
Cellular component (GO): endoplasmic reticulum membrane
Source: RefSeq, a predicted model, not a curated record
AUGUUUAUUCUAUCAAAAAGAGUUAAUUAUAAUGCGAUAUCGCUAAAGUACUUGUUUUUCAAGAGAAAUAAGUUUAUGUUAACAAAGAUGAAUGCAUCCGAAACUUGCAGUUUACAAAGACCAACGCCUAUUCUUUUAUUAAAUACAAUUAAAACAGAGAAUGAAAAAAGUCAACAGGAAAAAGCAGUAAAAUGGUGGCAAACUCAAUUUAGUAAAGAAGGUUAUUCAACUAUUUCCAUUCUUAUGUCUUUACCUGAUGAUAGUAAGGAUAAGGAACCAUUAAAGACUUGUUAUGAGGAAUUGAAACAGGCAACUUCAGAACUUUCAUUUUUUCCACCUUUAAUGAUUAGUUCAGGUGAAAUAGCAUGCCGUAUUUCACAAAAAUUUGUUUCCAACAAACCUGUUUCUGGCUUAAUUAUGUUAAAACAUGAAAAAUCCAUUCAUAGUUAUUUGUUAAAUAAGCUUUACCCUACAAGUGAGUUUGAACCUUACUUUCCAAUUCUAAUCAUCUCCUCUUCUUCUUCUUGUUUACCUAAUUUUCUAAAUAAUGAUUGCGUCGAUCAUAUUAAGCUUAAUGAAGAAGAUAAAAAUGCUUUUAAUCAUGUAAUCCAAUGGAUGGAUAAUAUUGUAACAGAUCAAUCCAUUGGUUUUUGGGGCCCAAUUACAAGUUCAGUGGAUUGGUGUGAAAAGAAUUAUAGUUUAGCUAUGGUUGCGUUAGGUUUACUUGGCGUAGCACUUCAUCAUAAGUCACUUGGCUGGAAAUUAUCAUUUAGUUAUUUAUUAAUCGUCAUUGUUGGUAUUGGAAGUAUAUUAUUUCAUGCAACUUUACAAUUUCAGCAUCAAAUGUGGGAUGAAGUACCUAUGGUAUGGACUGCAUGUUAUCUUAUGUGGGCUUUAAUGAAUGAGCAUGGAUAUAAUAAUAAACUCUAUACAAUCGGUAUUGCAUUUUAUUGUGUGUUUGCUACUUAUGUUACAAGUGCGAAUAAAGGAACAACUCAAUUCUUUAUGUUUCAAACAUCAUUUGGUAUAGUAAUGUGGAGUGAUCUUUAUUUUGUACUGAAGAUCUAUAAAGAUGUCAAAAACAAACAAAUCAUCAAGCUAUUUCAUCAAGGAGCAUUAUUUUUAAUAUUAGCCAUUUCCGUAUGGUUAUUUGAUUCUAAUUUUUGUUUUAUUUUUAAUUAUAUUCCAAAUCCUCAAUUACAUGCUUGGUGGCAUAUCUUAAUGUGCAUAAGUUUACAUUAUUUCUAUGUUGCUUGUGGACAUGAAUCAGCUAUAAGAGAAAUCAAGGGAAAAGUGGAAAUUGAAUAUUUUUUAAAUUUAAUCCCUUUCGUUCAUGUAACAAUGGAUGAGAAAAAACAACAAUAA